AUGGAGCGUUGUGAAAAAGAGUUAUCGCCCUCUGAUGUCAGUCAAAGACUAGCAGUGACGAAGGGGAUGCUAGAAUUUCUGCCCCCUAUAGAUCCAGAGCAUGAUGUCCCAGUCAGAGUCUUAGACGAAACGGGUAAGGUCUAUGUAUUCUAUUUAUCUUGCAGACAAGGCAAGCACAGAAAACCAGUUUUCCAGUCGAAACAAUGGAGAGUCUUUGUCAAGGAGAGAGGUAUUGCUGCUGGCGAUGUCAUGUACUUCUGGGCUGAGGAAAAUGCAUUUCAUCAAACACAAUACAGAAUUGCGCUGCUGAAAAUGCUUUUUUCCUAA
Prunus armeniaca (apricot) is the source of this 327-nucleotide messenger RNA. The record is from the annotation of a GenBank genome assembly. Lineage: Eukaryota; Viridiplantae; Streptophyta; Magnoliopsida; Rosales; Rosaceae.